UUAUUUAUUUAUUUAAUCUCUCUCACCCAAGAUUGUAGCUCAUGUGAAAUCAGGGUCUGUCCGAAAGCAGGAUUCACUGUUCUGGUGCGGAGGGGAACAUGAAGAUCUAAAGCACCAGAGGAAUCAGGUUUCUUUGGUGGCACAAGGCUUUUGGAGCUGAAGAACGCACGGACCAAUGUGCCAAAUGGGUCUCUUGCAUCCUUUACUGGCUCUUAUCCUACUUAACACUCAGGAGGCAGCUGCUUACGGCUUCAGGAACUGCAUCCAGGCUAUGGGAGAUCCAGGGUAUUUCAAGUGCAUGCAGCGUUUCCUGAAGGAUAUCUCCAGUGUCGUGGACGACCUUCCCAGCAAUGUUACAGUGCUCAAUGCAUCCCAUAAUUUCAUUCGAUCCUUGCCUUAUGGGAGCUUCCACCACCUCCCAGAGCUGAAGGUCCUGCAACUAAGCUUCAACAAAAUGGAAGUGAUAGAAAAUGGGGCCUUUGAGAACCUUACAGUCUUGAAGAUGCUCAACCUCUCCUGCAACAAUCUGACGAGUCUGUCCAAAUAUGUCUUCCGGGGCAUGCCUAACCUCACCUUCCUCAUUUUGCACAAUAACCAACUACGCAAAAUCCAGCAAGAUACAUUUAGUCCAUUACCAAACCUCCAGGAACUGCAGCUCCAUUUCAACAUCUUGGAGGGCUUUGCAGAAGUAGUUCUGAGCUUGGAAAGGCUGAGGCAGCUGAGGAAGCUGAAUCUGUGCAACAAUAAUCUGACCUCCCUGGAGUCUGAAGCAAGGCUUCCUGCUUCCUUGUCCACUUUCCUGCUUUGCAACAAUUCACUGAGUAGGGUGGAUGUUAAGGGGCCAGAGUUCCUGAGGAAUGUAAAAUUGCUGGACCUUUCUUACAACAAGAUCUCAAAUGCAUCUUCCUUUGCUACAGUCAGCCUCCAGAACAUCAGCAGCCUGAAGCUUAUGGGGAACAGCAUAGAUGUUUUCCAGCUCUUGAAUGUUUCUGACCUGCAGCCUCGCAGCCUGGACUACUCUGGGUUGCAUUUAAAUGAAUUCUGGCAGCUGACCAAGGUGUGUGAGCAUCUUAGGGAAUCCAACCUCUCCUUGUCACUACAUCUUCAGAGCAACAAGCUCAGGAGACUGAGGAGCAACACCUUCGGGGCAUGUCCUCCCAUCCUGCUGCUUGACUUUUCCAGGAACCGUCUUAGGUCAGUGGGAUGUGUAAAGGAGAUGUUGAAUGUGACAACACAAAAUCAGCUGAGGACAUUGAUUGUGGAGCACAACUUGUUGAGUAAAUUGCCAUGCUGCUCUAAUGAUGCUUCCUUAACACUUCUUGAACUGACAACCAUCUCUUUCCGUUUCAAUCGCAUCCUCUCCAUCAGUCCCAUGGCAUUCCAUUAUGCCCCUAAUCUGAAGACACUCCACCUCAACAUCAACAGCAUUGCCUUUCUGGACAAAUAUGCCUUGAAAGGGUUGAAACAACUCAAGGAGUUGCGCUUGGACAACAACCUUCUCACUGAUAUCUACAGCACCAACUUUGAUGACUUGAAAAGCCUCCAGACACUUAAUCUCCGGAACAAUCAUAUAUCUGUCCUCUUCCCCAAAAUCUUCAAGAACUUAGGGAACCUUUAUAUUUUAGACCUGGGGGGAAACAACAUCCGCAGGUUGACCAACACAUCGUUUGAGGGACUGAAGAAUCUCUCUAAUCUCUAUCUGGAUGGCAAUCGUAUUGAAUACAUUAGAAACAGUUUUUUCUAUGCCGUGCAGAGCACUCUCCAAGUUCUGGACCUGAGUAGCAAUAAGAUCAACUACAUCAGCAUGAAGCAACACAGCCAGCCUCCCUUCUUGUACCUGAACAAGGUCUACGACCUCAAGCUCCAAGCUCAGCAACCUUAUGGCUUGAAAAUCAUCCCUCCAAAGUUCUUUCAAGGCCUGACAUCCUUGCGCAAUCUCUGCCUGUCAGAAAACAAGAUUCUCUCUAUUGCAGCGGAUGUCUUUGAUGACCUAGGACAGCUGAAAUAUCUAACCCUGGCUGACAGCAGUAACGGUAUGGGGAACUUUCCACCAGGCAUAUUCAAGAAUCUAAGACACCUGACUAGUCUUGACCUGGAGAAUGCUGGCCUCCGCACAUUGACCCUGGAGGUCUUUGGCAACCUCAGCAGACUGCGCAACCUGCAGCUAGGGAAGAAUGAGCUGCAGACAAUCAAUAGCAGUGUGAUGGAAAAGCUGACCUCGCUAAGAUACCUUGACCUACGCAAGUGCCCCUUCACUUGCACCUGCGAUAACAUUUGGUUCCAGAAGUGGCUGAACAACAGCCAAGUGCAGGUGGUUUACUUGUACAACUACUCUUGCAAUUCUGGGCAGCAUUCUAGUUAUGUUUAUAGCUUUGAUACCCAUGUCUGUUUCCAAGAUGUGGGGCUGUACCUCUUUUCCUUCACUUUCCCUGCAUUGUUGCUCCACAUGCUUCUUCCUAUCCUCUACCACCGUACCUACUGGCUCCUGAAAUAUCACAUCUACAUCCUGCGAGCUUGGGUCAAUGAUCAUUGGAGACACGGCAAGGACAGCCAUUAUAAAUUUGAUGCCUUUGUCUCCUACAACUCCACUGAUGAGAGCUGGGUGCUGGAGCACUUGGUGCCCAGCCUAGAGAAUGGAGGGGGUCCCAUCUUCCAUCUUUGUCUCCACCAUCGGGACUUUCGGCCUGGGAAAUACAUCAUAGACAAUAUAGUAGAUAGCAUCCACAGCAGUCGGCAUACCAUCUGCGUUAUUAGCCGGAGUUACCUGCAGAGCGAGUGGUGCUCCAUGGAGAUCCAGCUUGCCAGCUAUCGGCUAUUUGAUGAGCUGAAGGACGUUCUUAUCCCUAUUUUCUUGGAAGACAUCACAGAGCGGGAACUCUCCACCUACUACCGGAUGCGGAAAGUGAUGUUAAAGAAGACAUAUAUUACUUGGCCCUCGGACCCUGAAGCUCAGAAGUUGUUCUGGGCUAAACUGAGGAUGGCUCUGAAGGGUGGCCACUCUGAGGGAGAGGUAGAAAGGAUGUAUUGGUUCGAUAAAGAAGGCAAACCAGUUGUGGAAUCAACCUUCAAGGAGUAGGAAGGCGAUUGGCCCGUGACACUAGUUUACCAGAGCUGGCUCAAAAUUGAGUGAAAGAGCUUCUGCUUUUAUUUUUUUUCUUUACUAGCAAAACACCCAUCCCUAUGUAGAGAUGGGGGAGAAAUUCAAUUCAGUCAUUAUUUAAAGGCAAACCUACGUAAUUUGUGCUUUCUGAAAUAAUACAUGAACCAAAACACAACCAUCCUUCAAAAUUCACACCUCUGAAUGUUGCAAUGCGUUCUGCAGCUAAGUUAUGUGUACAAAAAUGUGUAUAAAGUGGGGUAAAAUGUGCAUGAAAAUGCACAUAUUAGUGAAAAU
This is a messenger RNA of Rhineura floridana, 3394 nucleotides long. Its product is annotated as toll-like receptor 13. The record is from RefSeq and is a predicted model, not a curated record. The transcript has 2 exons. The coding region runs from base 176 to 3076 and encodes 966 amino acids. Gene Ontology annotation, cellular component: membrane. Gene Ontology annotation, molecular function: transmembrane signaling receptor activity; protein binding. NCBI's taxonomy places the organism in Eukaryota, Metazoa, Chordata, Lepidosauria, Squamata, Rhineuridae. Gene Ontology annotation, biological process: immune response; toll-like receptor signaling pathway; inflammatory response.